Hibiscus syriacus is the source of this 597-nucleotide messenger RNA. RefSeq lists its product as uncharacterized. NCBI's taxonomy places the organism in Eukaryota, Viridiplantae, Streptophyta, Magnoliopsida, Malvales, Malvaceae. The transcript is spliced from 2 exons. The record is from RefSeq and is a predicted model, not a curated record. Bases 1 to 597 code for a protein of 198 amino acids.
AUGGCCAGAAAGAUGCUUUACGCUUUCGAACCACAGCUUCAUCUCGUCACUCCGAUUCCCGGGAAAAGAAUUUGCUCCGCCACAAAAUCAUUCUCGAUAUGGAGUCCCUUGGAAGCGGCGGAGCUGAUGUUGGAGCAUCCGCAACACGUUGUCGUGGAGUUCAACGCCGAAAUUGAUCAGAGGAGGCCGAUUCCGUUGCCCGCCGACCAUAAACUCGACGUAAAAAAGCUUUACGUGAUGCUACCAGUGAGACGAGGGAAGCCGAUCACGUUGUCGUCGGAGGAAGCUCGUCGUGUGCUAUCGAGUGCGAAUUCAGUCUCAAGGUCGAAGUCGAUUUUAUCGUCGUCCCCGAAGCUUCUUCCCCUGUUUUCCCGGAUUUGCACGGCGAAUGAUCAUGCCGACAGAGCGGGACAUAAGUUCCCGUUGCAGAAGAAGGAAAGAACCGACGAGAGGUCCGAUGGGGCUCAGAGUUUAACGGAGUUAUUUCCGGAGAGUUCCGAAAGUAGGCCGGAGUAUUUGAAUAUGCAAUAUUCAGGCAAAGGAUGGAAACCAAGCUUGGAUACUAUAAACGAGAAGGCACGGCAUAGGUUGUUUUAA